Paraphaeosphaeria sporulosa is the source of this 300-nucleotide messenger RNA. RefSeq lists its product as uncharacterized. The transcript has a single exon. The coding region runs from base 78 to 254 and encodes 58 amino acids. The record is from RefSeq and is a predicted model, not a curated record. NCBI's taxonomy places the organism in Eukaryota, Fungi, Ascomycota, Dothideomycetes, Pleosporales, Didymosphaeriaceae.
UCAACCAAAAGACUGGAUAUAAGGCAAGGUCUAAUCAAAUUUUUACUGAUUAAGCCUGGUCGAUCUCAGACUCCUAUAUGUGUCUGAAAGUUCAGCCUUCGUACAUUGUCUCUGGUGAACAUGUUCACGUGAGAGCAAGUCUACUUCAUGUCUCUACCCGAAGACACAACACUUGUAGUUUGACCCACCCGGACACAAAUCUAACAACCACUCAUCAGCAUCACCCUCCCUUACGGUCCCUUCAAAAGCUUUGAGUAACGUAGCCACUUACUACUCUUGAAGAAUCCCGAGCCCGGAUUG